This is a messenger RNA of Galendromus occidentalis (western predatory mite), 1459 nucleotides long. RefSeq names its product methionine aminopeptidase 1. Lineage: Eukaryota; Metazoa; Arthropoda; Arachnida; Mesostigmata; Phytoseiidae. The transcript has 3 exons. Gene Ontology annotation, biological process: proteolysis. The record is from RefSeq and is a predicted model, not a curated record. Gene Ontology annotation, molecular function: metalloaminopeptidase activity. Gene Ontology annotation, cellular component: cytosol. Bases 89 to 1216 code for a protein of 375 amino acids.
GCCUACGGCAGUCGAAAACGUGCACACUCUUCGACUUCGCUCCUUAUCCGUCGAAUGGUGUUGUGAUCCAGUGGGAAACGGAAUCACUAUGGAGAAAUGUCAAACAGAAGGAUGUGAGAACGCAGCCAAGCUGCAAUGUCCAACGUGUCUGAAGCAAGGUAUCGAGGGCUCCUUCUUCUGCAAUCAGCAGUGUUUCAAGAGCUCCUGGAGCGUUCACAAGUCAGUUCACAAAGCGACUCCGAAGUCCAACGGCGACGCCAAGUACAACCCAUGGCCCCACUAUAAUUUCUCGGGACGACUCCGACCUGGCCGAGUGGGUCCGAUGAGAGAUGUACCCGCUCACAUCCUGCGACCCGACUACGCCGAUCAUCCCGAAGGGAUCGCCGUAUCGGAACAAGCGAUGAAGGGAGCCGAAAUCAAAGUUCUCUCGGCUGCCGAAAUCGAGGGCGUCAGAGUGGCCUCGAAACUCGCGAGAGAAUGUCUGGACACGGCGCUGAGGGCUGCGAAGCCUGGCGUCACGACAGACGAACUGGACAGACUAGUUCACGAAGCAGCCAUCGAACGCAAUUGCUAUCCCUCUCCCUUGAAUUACUAUCUGUUCCCGAAGAGCUGCUGCACUUCGGUGAACGAAGUGAUUUGCCACGGAAUUCCGGACGAUCGAGUCCUCGAAGACGGUGACAUUCUGAACGUCGACGUCACGGUGUACCACAAAGGAUUCCACGGGGAUCUGAACGAGACCGUCUUCAUCGGCAACGUCGACGACGCCGCCAAGAACCUCGUCCGUGUGACGUACGAGAGCCUCCAGAAGGCGAUCGAGAGCUGUCGGCCCGGAGUUCUCUAUCGUGACAUCGGCAACGUGAUCCAGAAACACGUACAACCGCACGGAUAUUCCGUCGUGAAGUCCUAUUGCGGACACGGAAUUCACUCGUUAUUCCACACAGCGCCGAGCGUUCCCCACUACGCGAGGAAUAAGGCUGUAGGAGUGAUGAAGCCCGGACACAUUUUCACGAUCGAACCGAUGAUUUCGGAGGGUAGUUACAAGGAUGAGGUUUGGCCCGAUAACUGGACGGCUGUGACGAUCGACGGUAAACGCUCCGCGCAAUUCGAACAGACGCUGCUCAUCACGGAGACCGGUGUGGAGAUUCUAACCCGUCGGCGUGAGAAGAACGGCCAACCCUGGUUCAUGGACCAACUCGAAGCGGAAUCUAAGUCGUGAUGAUGUCUAGUCUCAUCCUGUGGCUGGUAGAGAAAGCAAGAAUACUCGGCGAGGUGUGUGAAGCAGUUCGAUCAAAGGGGUCUGCUGAGAGUGGAGGGAAGGAGUCUCUUCUUGUUUCCCGAGGGGAAACUGACGGAUCUCCCUCCUGUCGGAAAUUUUCGUCUGUUUAACUCAUGCGUUUGUAUAUCUAGCGCGUCAAUAUAAAAAUGUUAAAUUAAGCCAUGGAAAUAAAAACAAGCGAGA